This is a messenger RNA of Dermatophagoides farinae (American house dust mite), 1340 nucleotides long. Its product is annotated as serpin B6. The record is from RefSeq and is a predicted model, not a curated record. NCBI's taxonomy places the organism in Eukaryota, Metazoa, Arthropoda, Arachnida, Sarcoptiformes, Pyroglyphidae. Gene Ontology annotation, molecular function: serine-type endopeptidase inhibitor activity.
UUGCUGAGAAAUGAAUAAAAUUUAGUAAAUUUUAUUGGUGAUCAAUUUGAAAAAAUAAACUUAUUAUUUGCUCGAAAAUGUCUAAAUGUAUCAAUUUUGCAUUGGAUCUUAUGCGUUAUCUUUAUCGAGAAACAUCAAACAUUGUAUUAUCGCCCAUAUCAUUGGAAAUAGCGGCAUUAAGUAUAAUUGCCGGUAUUAAAGAUGUUUCAUUUGAUGAAAUGCGAGAUGCCAUUUUUGAUAAUAAAAUCAGUUCAAGAAACAUUAACGAUUUAAUCAAUUCAAUGGGAUCGUUGAUCCAUGAACUUAAAUCACAACAAGAUGUGGAAUUUAAAAUGCACAAUUUCAUCUAUGUUUCAUCGAAAUUCAAAUUAAUCGAUCAAUAUUUGGACAACGUCAUUCGUAAUCUGGAUACACGUGUCAAACAGGUUAAUUUCGAUGACCAAAGUCUUGAACUUUAUAAUAUCAUCGAUGCUGAAGUCAGCGAUGCAACAAUGGGACGUAUCAAUAAAGUGAUCAAAAAUGUACCGACCGUAUCAAACAUGUUAAUCAUUAAUAGUACAACAUUACAAAUGAAUGAAAAUCAUCAUUCAACAUCAUUUUCAUCGGCAACAUCAAGACAAAUGAGACAAUUAUUUAAAAGUUCUUAUGAAGGAAAAAGUAAUAAUACGAAUACGAAUACAAAUAAUCCAACCGAAUAUGAUAGCUUUAUGGAUAUCACAUUUUCUGUACACAAUGGUCUUUUUAAAUAUUAUCAUGAUAAUGAACAAGGUUACACAUGUGUAGAAUUGUCAUAUAAUGUGAAUAAAAAUCUAAAUCUAAUACUAUUGCUACCAAAAGAAGGUACAAGUCCAAGAGAUAUAAUGAAUCAAUUAUCACAAAAUAAACUUGUAUCAUUAUCAAGAUCAAUGAUGUUGAAACGAUUGGAGAUAAAAAUUCCUGUAAUAAAAUUAAAAAUGAAUAUCGAUUUAGCAUAUAUUUGGCAAUUGAUUGGUAUACAGAAAAUUUUCGAACCAGAUGAUGCAGAUUUCAGUACAUUGGCCACAAAUUAUAAAGGACUAUGUCUUGAAUCAAUAAUAUUUAAUUCGGAAUUUAAUUUAAAUGGAAAUUUUAAAGAAAAAAGUAUGAGCAAAGGAGAAGAAAGAAGCAAAAGUAGUAGUAAUAGUAAUAGUAAAAGUGGUAAUAAUAUUCGAUCAUCUACAAUAAAUAAAAAAAGUUCAACAUUAUUACCGAUUGUAUUUAAUAGGCCAUUUAUUUAUUUUGUUACCUGUAAUGUUAAAGAUCAACAACGAAAAGUGAUUAUAUUCGCCGGCGUUGUUAACAAUUUGAUUGAUUCGAAUUAA